This is a messenger RNA of Macaca mulatta (Rhesus monkey), 3448 nucleotides long. It is a transcript of the gene ASIC2, whose product is annotated as acid sensing ion channel subunit 2. Gene Ontology annotation, biological process: sodium ion transmembrane transport. Lineage: Eukaryota; Metazoa; Chordata; Mammalia; Primates; Cercopithecidae. The record is from RefSeq and is a predicted model, not a curated record. Gene Ontology annotation, molecular function: ligand-gated sodium channel activity. Gene Ontology annotation, cellular component: plasma membrane.
CACCUGGGAGAGCCGAGGCGAGAAGCGACACUUCCCUGCAGCUAGCAUCCUUGAAGGGGCCCGGCGGCGAACAGCCUCCCGCAGGACGCCCUGAGAAGCUCUCAGCCCCAGGCGAGAGCGGGCGCCUGGCAGGACUUAGGCGCGGGACUUGGGGAAGCCUAAGCGGGUCUCUGCCGAGCGCAGCCCGGGGAGCAGUGACAAGGAAGGGUCCUGGAGGGCAAGGGAAAGAAGGCGGCAGCCGGCAAGGCGACCACUCACCCCCGUACACACCCACCCCGCCCGCCCAGCCAGGAGCUGCGGUGCGCCUCUGGGGGCGCUCGUUCCUUGGCGCCUUCCCUCCCGUGUCCCAGCACCGCUGGGCUACGGGCCGGGCUGGUGGGAUCCCUGGGGAUGUCAAGAUCAGGCAUGGUGGACGAGUGGCCCUUCUCCCAGGACCAGCGUAAAAGCUGGGGUUAAGCGGGGCAGGGGGGACUCGGCUCAGGGUCCCCCGAGGUCCAGGACGAGGGGAGGCGGGCGCAGCACCCAGGGACUGGAGAGGCGGCUCCCUGUGGGACCCCUCCAGAAGUAGUGCCCGGCGCCGGGCAUCCUCCAGGAAGACCAGGGACCGGGAGAGUCUGGGAGGCGCUCGGGAGAGGCCACUGCCAGGAGCUGCGGGCUGAGGCGGCGCUCAGUCCCGGGCGGGCGCCCGCGGAGGCGGCAGCGGCGGCGCCGGACGGGCAUGCCGCGCCAUCGGAGCUCCUUUCGGGCGCACGCUUCCCUGGCGCGGGCUGCGCGCGGCUGCCGCUGCUGCUGCUUCCACUGCUGCUGCGGACUCCCAUGGCGGCUCCACCCCGCCGGGGCCGCCGCCGCUGCCGCCAGCCGCGGGCUGAAUGAAUGAGCCGGAGCGGCGGAGCCGGGCUGCCCGCGGCCGCGCUCACCGGCCCGGGACGCUUCCGCAUGGCCCGCGAGGAGCCGGCGCCCGCGGCGGUGGCGGCGGCCGGGCAGCCCGGGGGCGGCAGAGGCGGCGAGCGGGCGCUGCAGGGGCCAGGGGUCGCCCGCAGGGGGCGGCCGUCGCUGAGCCGCGCUAAACUGCACGGGCUGCGGCACAUGUGUGCCGGGCGCACGGCGGCGGGGGGCUCCUUCCAGCGGCGGGCGCUGUGGGUGCUGGCCUUCUGUACAUCCCUCGGCUUGCUGCUGUCCUGGUCCUCGAACCGCUUGCUCUACUGGCUCAGCUUCCCGUCGCACACGCGGGUGCACCGCGAGUGGAGCCGCCAGUUACCCUUCCCCGCCGUCACCGUGUGCAACAACAACCCCCUGCGCUUCCCGCGCCUCUCCAAGGGGGACCUCUACUAUGCCGGCCACUGGCUCGGGCUGCUGCUGCCCAACCGCACCGCGCGCCCGCUCGUCAGCGAGCUGCUGCGCGGCGACGAGCCGCGCCGCCAGUGGUUCCGCAAGCUGGCUGACUUCCGCCUCUUCCUGCCGCCGCGCCACUUCGAGGGCAUCAGCGCCGCCUUCAUGGACCGCCUGGGCCACCAGCUUGAGGACAUGCUGCUCUCCUGCAAGUACCGCGGCGAGCUCUGCGGCCCACACAACUUCUCCUCCGUGUUUACAAAAUAUGGGAAGUGUUACAUGUUUAACUCAGGCGAGGAUGGCAAACCUCUGCUCACCACGGUCAAGGGGGGGACAGGCAACGGGCUGGAGAUCAUGCUGGACAUUCAGCAGGAUGAGUACCUGCCCAUCUGGGGAGAGACAGAGGAAACGACAUUUGAAGCAGGAGUGAAAGUUCAGAUCCACAGUCAGUCUGAGCCACCUUUCAUCCAAGAGCUGGGCUUUGGGGUGGCUCCAGGGUUCCAGACCUUUGUGGCCACACAGGAGCAGAGGCUCACAUACCUGCCCCCACCAUGGGGUGAGUGCCGAUCCUCAGAGAUGGGCCUCGACUUUUUUCCUGUUUACAGUAUCACCGCCUGUAGGAUUGACUGUGAGACCCGCUACAUCGUGGAAAAUUGCAACUGCCGCAUGGUUCACAUGCCAGGGGAUGCCCCUUUCUGCACCCCUGAGCAGCACAAGGAGUGUGCAGAGCCUGCCCUAGGUCUGCUGGCGGAAAAGGACAGCAAUUACUGUCUCUGCAGGACACCCUGCAACCUGACCCGCUACAACAAAGAGCUCUCCAUGGUGAAGAUCCCCAGCAAGACAUCAGCCAAGUACCUUGAGAAGAAAUUUAACAAAUCAGAAAAAUAUAUCUCAGAGAACAUCCUUGUUCUGGAUAUAUUUUUUGAAGCUCUCAAUUAUGAGACAAUUGAACAGAAGAAGGCGUAUGAAGUUGCUGCCUUACUUGGUGAUAUUGGUGGUCAGAUGGGAUUGUUCAUUGGUGCUAGUAUCCUUACAAUACUAGAGCUCUUUGAUUAUAUUUAUGAGCUGAUCAAAGAGAAGCUAUUAGACCUGCUUGGCAAAGAGGAGGACGAAGGGAGCCACGAUGAGAAUGUGAGUACUUGUGACACAAUGCCAAACCACUCUGAAACCAUCAGCCACACUGUGAACGUGCCCCUGCAGACGGCCCUGGGGACCUUGGAGGAGAUUGCCUGCUGACACCCCUCGAGCCACCCGGCACCCCCUCCAAACAGACCUUGAGGCCCAAGACCAGGACAAGGAAGAGCAAGCUCAGGUGGAAUGGCCCCUGAUGCUGGAAAGAAGCAAGAGCCCCCUAUGCACACAUUGCAGACUAGCUGCCUAGACCUCGCUCCGGCCACGUCCAACACGACGCGUCCUUGGGCCCCGCCGUGCGUCCCUCUUAGGAGAGAUGAGUCACACUCUGGAACUGUCCAAGAACGAACCUGCCAUCACAUCUCACUGCCAGAUGUAUAAAGCACCUGCAUGCUCAGACUUCUUAUGGCGCCACCUCCACGUCUGUCUUGUACAUGACAUUCCUCCACGCGGUUUCCAGUGUCCACACCGCUGCCCGUGCAGUGGGACCAGAUUCCAGGUCCAAAGUCACCAUGAGGCCACCCUGGAAUCAGAACUGCACAAUCAAGAGGGAACCCGUGGGACUCUCUGCUACAUUCAGUUCUUGUGUCGUUUGUGAAGGUUCUUAACCUGCCCACAAACCCUCUUUUCCCCAAGCUGGCCCAUGGGGCUUUGGCGCCUAAGGUGACCUGUGCCAACCUCCCUCCCGCCCCAGAGCCUGUGAAGGCGGCACAGCAGCCAGCGGGCGGGGGGCUCAUAUGUUCACCCAUGGUGGCCAUGUCGUUCUUCUCUCCCUGUGACACAGCUUGUACAGUCUGAUUCUUUUUAUCUGGGAUAGGGGGACUUUUAUGUUUGUCCGAUGGAGAUUUGUUUUGUUUUGCUUCGUUUUAUGCUUUUUUUUUUUUUUAGUUUUGAUGUUCUGAGGUUUGGUUUGGUUUCUCCAUUUUCUUUGGCGUUUAUUUAUUCGUGCUUCAAAUCACAGUCAUAUUAAAAGCUGGUCUUGUGGAAA